UCACGUUCGUACGCGAACAGUCGCGACCAACACAUUUCCAUCAUCAAUUUGCGGGUGCUAAUGAGUUAAGUGGUCCUAGUCUAGACUAACCUUAGUCAACUAAAUCGCCAAGCGAGAUUUAUGCUUGUUGAUUCAGCCGUGCAUCCGCAGGGACAGGACGGAACUAGGACCAAGUGGCCUCGCGAUGCAACCUGCCAAGAAGCGGCCCAUGGUCUCCGACAAAGUCUGAGAAUGUGUGUAGCUCCCUUGAGGCCACGAUUUCCGGGGAAAACUCGAAUCAGACGACCACGAGCCUCUUAGCUAAGCAGUAAGCAGUUUGCUUCAUCGCAUCCUGCAACCUUCGCGACGACUAGUGUUGCCGUUCGAUCUAGCUCAGCCGAGGGAUAUCGCAAUGUGGAUCCAAUCCUUCCUUGUAGCGGCAGCACUGUUUGUCAAGUUUGCCAGCACUGCAUCUUGUCCCAACUAUGCUGACUACUCCCGGACAAAACACGAACCGUUCUCAGAGGGUGCCAAUCAGCUCAGCUCUAUGAGACCUGUGCCAGCAUGUCGCACUUUCAAUUCCAGCCUAGUUGAAGAUGAGAUCCUGCGACUGAAGGACCAGAUAUGGGACCCGGACCUGUUUCGACUCUUCGAGAACACAUGGCCGAACACACUGGACACAGCGAUCAAGUGGAUGGGUGUAGCGGCCAACAACACCGAAGAGGAGCUCUGCUUCGUAAUUACUGGCGAUAUCAAUGCCAUGUGGAUUCGUGACAGUGCCAACCAGAUCGCCCCGUACAAGUAUGUUCUCCAGAGACCUACCGAUGAUGUUGCUGCUGUAUUUCGAGGCGUCAUCAAUCUUCAGGCACGAUAUCUGGUUAUCAGCCCCUAUUGCAAUGCUUUCCUUCCACCAAAGGAAUCGGGAAUGAACCCUGGGCCUAGUGGAGGCAUUUACUCUGUCACGCCCACGUAUGAUCGGGAUUUUGUCUACACCUGCAACUUCGAGUUAGAUGACUUUGGUGGCUUUCUGCAGCUUUCGCACGAUUACUACACCGCCACCGGUGAUGUCACAUUCUUCGGUAAAUUCCAAUGGAUCUAUGCCAUACAGUCCAUCCUAAAGGCAUCGAAAGCCAUGCAGCAGCCUACUUACGAUAAAGAUGGCAAAUGGGUUCCACCAGCAUACACCUUUCAAUCGCAGACCAUGUCGGCAUUUGGUACACUGGGUAACAACGGGAUGGGCAAUCCUGUCAACGACACAGGUCUGAUGCGGUCACCUUUCAGGCCUAGCGAUGACUCCGCAACCUUUGAUCUGAACAUUCCGGCCAACAUGAUGAUGGCAAGAUACCUCGAGACGAAUGCUGAGAUUAUGGACAAAUUGCCCAACGCACCACCGGGACUGGCAAAGGAGAUGAGAGACAUAGCUGCACAGGUCCGUCACGCCAUUAAUGAAUGGGGCAUCGUCACCGCUCCAAGUGGAAAGAAAAUAUUUGCUUACGAAGUCGACGGCUUCGGCGGUCGCAGCCUUAUGGAUGACGCCAAUAUCCCCUCGCUGCUCUCUGCACCAUUCCUGGGCUUUUUGAACAAUACGGACGAGAUCUACCAAAACACGCGGAACUUUUUGCUGAGUAGAGCUAAUCCGUGGUAUUGUUCCGGACCUAUCAUCAAGGGAAUUGGUAGUCCACACAUACGACCUGGCGCGACAUGGCCAAUGUCAGUAAUAAUGAGUGCCAUGACAAGCGAUGAUGACAAGGAGAUUAUCACUGCUCUGCGGCAAGUCCUGCAGAGCACGGAUGGUCUAGGGCUCAUUCACGAAAGUGUCGACGCCUAUAGCGUCAAAAGAUGGACCAGGCAAUGGUUUACAUGGGCUAAUGGUCUGUUCGGCCAACUGAUCAUGGAGUUGGAGCAGCGAAAGCCAUUUGUCCUACAAGAGAGCUUUCAACCGAUUUUCAAGGACCGGGAAUGAGGCUGGCGAAGUGAUGUCAAGUGCGCCUAAUGCAUAUUGGCCAACCAUUCAAAGCUCGGUACCAAAAAAAAAAAAUUUGCUGGCGUCAGCAACACUGUAAUCAA
Molecule: messenger RNA, 2046 nt
Organism: Truncatella angustata
Lineage: Eukaryota; Fungi; Ascomycota; Sordariomycetes; Amphisphaeriales; Sporocadaceae
Exons: 3
Coding region: 392-1942 (516 amino acids)
Biological process (GO): carbohydrate metabolic process
Source: RefSeq, a predicted model, not a curated record